CUCUGGUUCUUCCAGCAGCUCCCAGUCAGAACCACUCAGUUCCUCUGCAGGACGCUGACAGAGAGACAUGGCUUCAUCGCUGCUCUGCUGCUGCCUCCUCUUCCUCACCCUCUACUCUGCAGAUGGGUUUAGAGAAUAUAUUGUGGAUCGUUGUGUGUUUAACUCCUCUGAGCUGAACGACAUCGAGUACAUCAGAUCAGAAUUUUACAACAAGUUGGAGUACGCCAGGUUCAGCAGCAGUUUGGGGAAGUUUGUUGGAUACACUGAGUGGGGAGUGAAGACUGCAGACUACUGGAACAGUCAGACUUCAUAUCUUCAACAGAUGAAAGCUCAGAGGGAGACCUACUGCCUGAACAACGUUGGUAUCUGGUACCAGAAUCCUCUGACUAAAUCAGUGGAGCCCUCCGUCAGAAUCCACUCUGAGGCGCCCUCUGGUGGUGGCGGUCAGAACGGCAUGCUGGUCUGUGGCGUCUACAGCUUCUACCCCAAAACCAUCAAAGUGACGUGGCUCAGAGAUGGACAGGAGGUCACCUCUGAUGUCACCACCACCGAGGAGCUGCCAGAUGGCGACUGGUACUACCAGGUCCACUCCACCCUGGAGUACACGCCCAGGUCUGGAGAGAAGAUCUCCUGCAUGGUGGAACACGCCAGCCUGAAGGAACCUCUGAUCACCCACUGGAAUCCGUCCAUGUCUGAGGCAGAGAGGAACCAGCUGGCCAUCGGAGCUUCAGGACUGAUCCUGGGUCUGGUUCUGUCUCUGGCCGGGUUCAUCUACUACAAGAGGAAGGCCAGAGGACGUAUUCUGGUUCCCACUAACUGAGAAGAGAUGCAGGUUCUGGUUCUGUCAGAUGCAUCAGCUGCUUCUUCAGCCUGCUUCCUGUUUCCAGCUGGUGGAACAUCUCUGGUGGAACUGGACCAUCAUCACCCUGAUCCAGAUCCUCUCAGAGUGGCCCAGUGGUGCUGGGGGUUAUUCUGUGAUGGUCCUGGAUCAGGUGGGGUUGUGACACAUCAGCUGUUUGUUUUAGUGAAAUCUGUCCCUGUAGACCAAAGCCUCUAUAACUUUGCUCUUCAAUCACAUUUAUCCAUCAUUCCCACUUUGACUUCUGAUCAACCUUUAUGAAAUUUAACAAGAAGUUACUAAGACCUAAAUAAACUUUUAGAAAAUC
Messenger RNA from Fundulus heteroclitus (mummichog), 1166 nucleotides. Its product is annotated as rano class II histocompatibility antigen, A beta chain. The record is from RefSeq and is a predicted model, not a curated record. NCBI's taxonomy places the organism in Eukaryota, Metazoa, Chordata, Actinopteri, Cyprinodontiformes, Fundulidae. Gene Ontology annotation, cellular component: membrane; MHC class II protein complex. The coding region runs from base 68 to 820 and encodes 250 amino acids. Gene Ontology annotation, biological process: immunoglobulin production involved in immunoglobulin-mediated immune response; positive regulation of T cell activation; antigen processing and presentation of exogenous peptide antigen via MHC class II. Gene Ontology annotation, molecular function: MHC class II protein complex binding. The transcript has 6 exons.